Molecule: messenger RNA, 1353 nt
Organism: Naegleria gruberi
Lineage: Eukaryota; Heterolobosea; Eutetramitea; Acrasida; Naegleriidae
Exons: 1
Coding region: 1-1353 (450 amino acids)
Source: RefSeq, a predicted model, not a curated record
AUGAUGAUUCAUUGUGAUAAAUGUUGGAAGGAUGACGAAGAGGAAGUUCAAGCCACGCACCAUUGUUCAGAAUGUAACAUGAAUAUGUGUGAGAACCAUUUGGGAUUACACAAUAAUUCCAACAAGACGAGAUCACAUACAAGCCAUGUCAAGGAAAUUUCAUUUCUUCCACCAAAGGUUGAGAUUUCCAUCAAGUAUUGUGAUAAAUGUUUGAAGGAUGAAGAGGAAGAAGUGAUUGCUACCCAUUCAUGUCCAACUUGCUCAAUGAACUUUUGUGAAAAUCACAUCAAUUUGCAUAAUAAUUCAAACAAGACGAAAUCACAUGCUUCAUCUGUUGUUGAGAUUCCUGCUUUGAAAAAUACUUGUGAUUGUGCUAAAUGUUUGAAGGAACAUGGUGAGUCUAUCGCUGCUGGAUAUUGGUGUGAGCAGUGUAAGGUUAAUUUGUGUGAAAAUCAUUUCAAGUUACACAACAAGUCAACCAAGACUAGUUCUCAUACUCAUAAGGUGCUGACCACUGUAGCAAGAAAUGUUCCGUUCAGUCUUGAAUAUGAAGAUGAAAAGAAAUUGGGUGAAAAUGAAGAUUUCAAUUUUGAAUUCACUGGUCCAAAUGCUAUUUGUUUGGAUUCCAAACAUGGAAAACUAUUUGUUUCAGAUCGUAGUACUAUUUUUGAAUUUGAUACUAAAACUAAAUUGAUGGUCAACCAUUUUAAAGAACCACAAGAUAGAGAUCACUAUCAUACAUGCUAUGAUUUGAGAGAUGAUGCUCUUGUCUAUGUAAUUGACAGAUGUUGUGCCUCAACUAUUGUGAAAAUUUCAAGAGAUGGUAAAAUGACCUAUUGGGAGAAUGAUGAAGACAUGGGAAUCAUUAGAAGCAUGGCAGUUGAUAAGCAUGAUGGCACUAUUUACCUGUUACAAAGAGGCGGCAUUGACUUUUUGUGUCCUGACACUGGAAAGGUCAUUAAAUCGUUAAGGGAAAACUUGCAAGGUCAAAAUAUAUUUGGAAAUACUGAUUUUGCAUCACUUGCAUUGAAUUCCAAUAAUGAUUUGGUUUUACUUUCAGAAUACGAAAUGAUUGUAUGUAAUAAGAAGGGAAAGAUUCUCAAAAAGGUUGAAUUGAAAACUCCAUGUGGAAGAACUGGAAGAUUAGUAAUUGAAAACGAAACUGGUAGAAUAUUUACUACUCAAUAUGGAAUUGUUUCAAUGAAUCAAGAAGGACAAGAAUGGGUUGACUAUAAUAAUGAAUUCUUUGAUGUUAGUACAUCUGGAAAGGGAAUUGAUAUUGCUUUGGAUUGUGAAAAUGGUGAAUUGUAUUGCUCAUCCAGAUCUAAAACUUGUGUUCUUUCUUUUAAAUAA